Messenger RNA from Lotus japonicus, 2526 nucleotides. RefSeq names its product transcription factor bHLH140. Lineage: Eukaryota; Viridiplantae; Streptophyta; Magnoliopsida; Fabales; Fabaceae. Gene Ontology annotation, cellular component: nucleus. The record is from RefSeq and is a predicted model, not a curated record. Bases 114 to 2420 code for a protein of 768 amino acids. Gene Ontology annotation, biological process: double-strand break repair; single strand break repair. Gene Ontology annotation, molecular function: single-strand break-containing DNA binding; mismatched DNA binding; DNA 5'-adenosine monophosphate hydrolase activity. The transcript has 6 exons.
UUCUACUCAGAACUGGUCCUUGAACAGAACUCUUAUAUUUUUACAGUCCGCAACCCAGAAAUCGACACAACACAACCGUGUGACAGGAUCUUGAAGGGCAAGGUCGAAAGGUGAUGAUGGAGAUGGAGAUGGAGAUGGACGAAACUUCUGAACCCAAAGAGGAAAAGCCCGUUUUGGUGAUCUUAGUGGGAGCACCGGGAAGCGGGAAAUCCACCUUCUGUGAACAAGUUAUGCGUUCCUCUUCUCGCCCUUGGGUUCGCGUUUGCCAGGACACUAUUGGAAAUGGUAAAGCAGGAAAUAAAGCCCAGUGCCUAACCAGUGCAACUAGAGCAUUGAAGGAUGGAAAGAGUGUAUUUAUUGACCGGUGCAAUCUUGACAGAGAUCAGCGCUUAGAUUUCAUGAAGCUUGCUGAUGGACCCCAAAUAGAUGUCCAUGCAGUUGUACUUGAUCUUCCUGCUAAGCUUUGUAUUUCUCGAUCUGUAAAACGAACUGGGCAUGAAGGAAAUCUGCAGGGUGGAAAAGCUGCUGCAGUUGUGAAUAGAAUGCUUCAAAAGAAAGAGAUGCCAAAAUUAAGUGAAGGUUUUAACCGAAUAACAUUUUGUCAGAGUGACAGUGAUGUCAAAGAUGCCAUUAAUACUUACAGCACGCUAAAGCCACUGGAUAAUCUUCCACAUGGCUGCUUUGGCCAAAAGAAUCCAGAUUCCAAAAUUCAAGUCGGUAUAAUGAAGUUCCUUAAAAGAGCAGAGGUCCCAGUUAAUGCUGCAUCUGGAGAAAAGGGCACUGAAGAAUCCACUUCUGAGACACCGGGAAAAAAUGAUACCUGCUGCAAAGAUAUGGAAAAGAUUCCCUCAAUUCCACCUGAUGCCAACUUAGAGUCAAAGGAAAUAGAAGAUCAAGCUGUUGGCUCUGCUGGCUCCCAUGCCAAUCGAGUUUCUCUGGAUGAUACUCCCACUCUGGCAUUUCCAUCUAUUUCAACAGCUGAUUUCCAAUUCAACUAUGAGAAAGCAGCUGAUAUUAUUGUUGAGAAGGUUGCAGAGUUCUCAAAUAAGCCGUGGAAUGCCAGACUUGUUCUAGUUGACUUGACUCAUAAGUCAAAGAUUCUGUCCUUAGUUAAAGCUAAAGCAGCAGAGAAAUGCAUUGACACCCAAAAGUUCUCUACCCAUGUUGGAGACAUUACUCGUCUUCAUUCCACAGGAGGUUUGCGCUGUAAUGUAAUAGCUAAUGCUGCCAACUGGCGGUUAAAACCUGGAGGUGGAGGUGUUAAUGCAGCAAUUUUUAACGCUGCAGGUCCUGAGCUAGAGUCUGCAACUAAAGAAAAAGUAAAAUCUCUUUCACCUGGGAAUGCUGUUGUUGUCCCUCUACCACCAUCUUCUCCCUUGUUCACUAGAGAGGGUGUAACCCAUGUAAUACAUGUUCUUGGACCUAAUAUGAACCCACAACGACCAAAUUAUCUGGAUAAUGAUUAUAAUAAAGGCUCUAAAAUUCUCCAAGAUGCUUAUGCUUCACUAUUUGAAGGUUUUGCAUCUAUUGUGAGGAACCAAGCAGAGCAACCUAGUGGAAGAAAUGAAAACCUUGAAAGAAAGUUCUUGGAGUUGAAGGAUCAAUCAGAACACUGCUCUAGAAAUCAUUUCACAAACACUGUUCAAAAGAGUAAGAGAGAUUCUUAUCAUGGGUCGGAAAAAAGCAAGAAAUACAAGGAAACUCAGGAUGGUUUUGGAGUGGCCUUUACUGAUUCUAAUGUUGAAAAGGCAGAUUCAGAGCAUAGAAGAACUGAUGUGAGCAAGAGUAAAGCCUGGGGAUCAUGGGCUCAAGCUCUUCACCAAAUAGCUAUGAAUCCUGAAAAGCAUAAGGAUGAUUUGCUUGAAAUAUCAGAAGAUGUUGUUGUGUUGAAUGAUCUGUAUCCUAAGGCAAAGAAGCAUGUUCUGGUAUUAGCACGAACUGGAGGUCUUGAUUGCCUGGCAGAUGUCCAAGGUGCUCACCUUCAGUUAUUGAAGACAAUGCAUGCUGUGGGUUUAAAGUGGGCUGAGAAGUUCUUGCACGAGAGUGCAUCACUGGUCUUUCGCCUUGGAUAUCAUUCGGCUCCAUCAAUGCGGCAACUACACUUGCAUGUUAUCAGCCAGGACUUCGAAUCAAAACAUUUGAAGAACAAGAAGCACUGGAACUCGUUUAACACUGCUUUCUUUCGUGACUCGGUAGAUGUAAUUGAUGAGGUUGAGGUCUCUAAUCAUGGAAAAGCAGCACUGAAAGAUGAUGAUAAGCUCAUGUCUAUGGAACUGAGGUGCCACAGAUGUAGAAGUGCACAUCCAAAUAUUCCGCGGUUAAAAUCACAUAUUAGCAGCUGCCAAGCUCCCUUUCCCUCUUACCUACUUGAAAAUGGACGUUUGAUGCAUGCACCAGGUGAACCCCACAACAAUUUAUAGUAUUACAGGUUUUUGAGUUAGUUUUUUCAGUACCCUGAGGUAAAAUCCCCAUUGUGUAGAUAAAGACUGAAGACUUUUUGCAAUCUAUAGAGAAUGUUUAUUUUCA